AUGCACUUCCUCAAGACUGCCGUUUCUCUCACCCUCGCGGUGUUUGCUGCUGUUGCCACCGCCCAGACUACAAACACAAACAAGCCAAACUUUAUCACCAACCCUGCUGUUGGCGCCGUGUUCAAUGCCGGAGACACAAUCGAGAUUGAAUGGCAAAACCUUCGUGGGGACCAAGUCACCAUAGCUGUCAUGGAUGGCGCCGCCAGCGACCUUAAGCAAGUCCGAACCGUUGUCACAGGUGCCCCUAAUAAUGGCAAAUACACCUGGGAAGUCCCAGCGAACAUCCCAAGAAGCGGCACAUAUAGCAUCAGGAUCUCAUACGAUAACGACCCAGACCACUACAACUACUCUGACCGAUUCACCGUUCUAUCUAACGUUACCGCCGACCCUGUCACCUCUUCCGCUACUACUGCUGCCCCUGCAACCACCAGUGGCGCUGCCUCUACAUCGUCCAGGCCUUCCACCGCCAGCGAAGACGACAACGAAUCGUCGACCACCAUGCGUACUUCUACCUCCACCCGACGAACUUCCACCUCGGAAUCUACCGGUGAACCAACAUCCUUGGGCGCUCCACCAAGCGCUGGAACAAGCACUCUCUCCAGCCCAUUGGCUGUCAUCAUGGCCGUUCUCGCUGCUGCCAUCUUCAUUCACUAG
Molecule: messenger RNA, 654 nt
Organism: Orbilia oligospora ATCC 24927
Lineage: Eukaryota; Fungi; Ascomycota; Orbiliomycetes; Orbiliales; Orbiliaceae
Exons: 1
Coding region: 1-654 (217 amino acids)
Source: RefSeq, a predicted model, not a curated record